This is a messenger RNA of Blastocystis hominis, 1564 nucleotides long. RefSeq lists its product as hypothetical. Gene Ontology annotation, cellular component: membrane; Golgi apparatus. Gene Ontology annotation, biological process: retrograde transport, endosome to Golgi. The record is from RefSeq and is a predicted model, not a curated record. The transcript is spliced from 6 exons. NCBI's taxonomy places the organism in Eukaryota, Bigyra, Opalinata, Blastocystidae. The coding region runs from base 122 to 1477 and encodes 451 amino acids.
GCAGAAAGUGAAUCUAAUUCUCUAGAAUCUUGUGCUCCUACCUUUCUUGGUGAGUGCUGUCGUAAUUAAAUAUGAUCCUGUUGUACUAAAUAAUGCUACCAUGAUCAAGCAAGUCCAGUUCAUGUUUGAUAACAAAACGUCUCCCGCGUCUAGUGGUUCUGGAUACGUAGAUAAUUACAUUGAAUUGGAGUUCUUUGUAACUAAGAAUAAUCCAAGCCUGGAGGCACAGGCAGUGGUAGAGGUCAUGGUCGUCUCGGACGACGUUUUCCAGACCAUAGGUAUCGAUGAGAAGAAUGAGCAUUACUAUUGUUGUGAUGAUCAGGCGUACGAUAACAACCAGUGCCAGAACCAUAACCAUCUGUGGGUGCGGAGCAACGAAACGUCUCAGUACCGUUCUAGCUCCAUCGAUUUCAAGGGUGAGAACCGCACCGUGAACGUUCACUUCGACGUCCCCAAGGAGGGCAAGUACUGGAUCGUUCUGGGCUUGUGCGAUCCGGAUACGUCGAACGUGAAGGUGUCUGGCAAGGCGGUGAUUAUGAAUCCUUACGGCCACAUCCCUGCUCGCAUGUACGGCAUCAUCCCGUUCACCAAGUGGGUGCUGCUGAUCUACACAGCGCUCUUCUUGGCGUGGAUCAUCCGCUGCUGCUGGUACCGCAAGGAGCUGAUGAGCGUGCACGUGAUGAUCACGGUGGUGGUGGGCACGUUCCUGUUCGACACGGUGAUCCGCCUGCUGAUGCUGAGCAACUUCAAUCACGAAGGUGUGUACGACCGGAAGAUCACCAUGUUCUCUCUGUUCAUCACGUCGGCCACGCACACCGUGGCGCGGUGUCUGAUUAUCAUGGUCGCGAUGGGUCUCGGCGUGUCGAAGGCCUCGCUGGGCAACUCCAUGUGGAAGAUCGUGGUGAUGGGCGUCGUGUACUUCUUCUUCUCUCUCUGGGACUCGAUCGUCUCGACCUACUCCACCGAUUCCAAGGUGAAUCUCUACCGCAUCAUCCCCGCUUCCCUUCUCGACUCGUUCAUCUAUUUCUGGAUCUUGCAGUCGCUUCUGGACACCAUCCAGGAGCUGGAGGAUAAGAAGCAGACCGGAAAGCUGGACGUGUUCAUUAGUCUGCGAAACAUCAUCAUCGUGGCCGUGAUCGUGUCGACGCUCUACAACGUCCUCUUUAGCUAUCUGAUCAUGUUCAAAAAGAUCGACUCGCUCUGGAAGUAUCAGUGGUUCUUUAAUGACGGUGUAUGGACCAGCUCCUAUUUGCUGCUGGUCGCUGUGAUCAUGUAUUUGUGGGCUCCCAAUGAGCGGUCGUUGGCGUACGCCUAUCACGUCCAGGUUUCGACGGAUGAGAGACAGGACCAGGAGGAAUAUGCGAUGCAGGAGGACGGCCUUCAGGGUGCUGGAGGCGAGGGAAGCAUUCAGGUAGCGACCGUGGAGGCCACCGAAGACAGUCUGAAGCCGAUGACGAUUAAGGCUCAGAGUGCAUAAAUAACAGCACGAUAAGAGAGAGUGAUAUAGGAUCGAUAAUGGACUAUGAAUGAAUGAUUGAAUGAGUGAAUAAAUGGAUGGAUGGAU